This is a messenger RNA of Venturia canescens, 1666 nucleotides long. Its product is annotated as U3 small nucleolar RNA-associated protein 15 homolog. The transcript is spliced from 4 exons. Lineage: Eukaryota; Metazoa; Arthropoda; Insecta; Hymenoptera; Ichneumonidae. Gene Ontology annotation, biological process: rRNA processing; positive regulation of transcription by RNA polymerase I. Gene Ontology annotation, molecular function: protein binding. The record is from RefSeq and is a predicted model, not a curated record. Gene Ontology annotation, cellular component: nucleolus. Bases 29 to 1612 code for a protein of 527 amino acids.
UCCAUGUGUGUGUAUUUGACACCAGCUGAUGCAUGUUUCGUCAGACAUGGCGUCCUUCAAGAAAACCAACACGAAAAUAUUCACAAAAGCUGGCUCCGAAAUAACACCGGAUAACAUUUAUUGGAAGAAAUACACGACUCCGGUACUAGUGAAGGAGUUUGGACCAAUAGACUACAUAGAUUUUUCACCAGCAGAGCCGUAUCACUUUGCAGUCACAUGUUCAGUCAGGGUGCAAAUUUAUAAUCCAAUAACGAAGCUGGUAACGAAGAAUCUGAGUAGAUUCAAGGAAGCCGCUUACGGGGGUAGCUUUCGAAGUGAUGGAAAACUCUUGUGCAGUGGUGGACAGGAGUCUGUGGUCAGAUUGUUUGAUGUUGCGACUCGAAGUCCCUUACGAAUUUUCUCGGGUCACAAAGCGGCGGUACAUAGAGCUCAAUUCACAGCAGAUGGAUUGAAAAUUGCUUCAUUUUCGGAUGAUAAGACAGCAGCUUUCUGGGACAUAGCGAGUGAAAAAAUGCUGGUUAAUUUUGACGGACAUCAGGAUUAUGUUAGAUGCGGUGCUUGCAGUCCUGUUUCACCGGACAUCCUUCUUUCCGGAAGUUAUGACAAAACUGUGCGCAUGUAUGAUGCCCGAAACGAUAAAACUCUGUUCAGUGUUGACCACGAAGCACCUGUUGAGGCCGUCAUGUUUUUACCUUCUGGUGGAAUUUUCCUCUCUGCCGGUGGCACCGAAAUACGCGUUUGGGAUGCUCUUGCCGGUGGCAAACUUCUUGCUCGCAUUUCGCAGCAUCAUAAAACCAUAACUUGUCUCCGCAUUGCUUCCAACGGACGCAGAAUCCUCUCCGGAUCCCUCGAUCGACAUGUCAAAAUUUACGACGUUGGGACUUACCAAACUGUACACACUCUCGAUUAUCCCAAUUCUGUUCUCAGCCUCGCUAUCAGCUCCAACGACGAGACAAUAGUAGCAGGAAUGGUUGACGGUCUGUUGUCUAUAAGACGUCGAGAAGAUGAGGCAAAAGAGACGAAAGGAUCAAAGCAAAAAAAAGUUUCGUAUAGACACUUAGGGAAAGACAUCAGCUCUACAGUUGAUUUCAUCGUGCCCGAGGAAAGCAAGCAGACGAUGGGAAAACACGAUAAAUUUUUGAGGAAGUUUCAAUACUCAAAAGCUCUUGACAGCGUCAUGCUGAAUUAUGUUGUCAAUAAAACGCCCAACGUAACGGUCGCCCUUAUGCAAGAAUUGAUACGUCGAAAAGGCUUGCACCAAGCGUUGGCAGGACGAGACGGAAAAUUUCUCGUUAAUAUUCUCAAAUUUUUAAUCAGGCACAUCGGUAACGUGAGAUAUGGAAGAGUUUUGUUUGGCGUCGCCAAUACUCUCAUAGACGUUUACGAGGAUAACCUAGAAGAGCUAAGCGCCGAUCUACGCACCAUGUUCGGUAUGUUGGAAAAAAAGCUGACUGAAGAAGAGGAUCUCGUUAUUGCAAUGUCAGAGCUUCAAGGAACUUUAUACAUGUUGCUAUCAGCUGCAGAAACGACGCAACCGAUUUCCAUUCGAGAAUUACCUGGUUUGGAGCCUUCGAGCGCUUCUCAGAAGAGCCUCGUUUUCAGUAUCGCCUAAAUCAGUUCAAUUGUUAUGUAUUGUAAAUAAAUUUUAUAACAAAUCGAAAACAAA